Molecule: messenger RNA, 804 nt
Organism: Fusarium coffeatum
Lineage: Eukaryota; Fungi; Ascomycota; Sordariomycetes; Hypocreales; Nectriaceae
Exons: 1
Coding region: 1-804 (267 amino acids)
Source: RefSeq, a predicted model, not a curated record
AUGCCUCCCCUGUACAAAAAGACUCUCGUACUAGGCGCUUCCUCCGGCAUUGGUCAGUCUCUCGCUGCCAAGCUCAUCGCCACAGGCACGAAAGUCAUUAUCGUGGGUCGUCGGCGCGAGAAUUUGGAAUCUUUUGUUAAAGAGUACGGCGCGGAUAAUGUCAGGGCUAUAGUCUUUGACGUCACCAAUUUGGACCACAUCAAGGACUUUGCCGAGGAGGUUAUCAGGUCUGAUCCGGAUCUUGAUUCUGUGGUGUUGAAUUCGGGAAUUCAGAGGGGCUUUGACUUUAGUAACCCUGAAACCCUGGAUCUGAGUGUUCUAGGCGAUGAGUUGACUACGAAUUAUACCUCGGCCGUAUAUCUAACAGCGGCGUUCAUACCUCAUCUCAAAAAGAACAACGGACAUCUAAUCUACGUCAGCGCCACACUAGGCCUCAUUCCCUCCAUGGUCCGCACACCCAACUACAACGCUUCCAAAUCCGCUCUGCACACCUUCAUUUUAAACGUACGCGAACAGCUCAAGGGCCAAGUAAAGAUGGUGGAGGUGUUUCCGCCCGCUGUGCAGACGGAGUUGCAUGAUGAGAAGCACCAGCCUGAUCUAGUGAAUGGAGGACAGAUUGGGAUGCCUCUAGGUGAAUUUGUGGAUAAGAUGUACGAGGGGCUUGAGAGGGGGGAUGAGCAAUUUGCUGUUGGACCUGGCGAGGCGCUGUUCAAGGAAGAUGGGUGGGAGACGGAGAGGGGGAGGUUGUAUGAGAAGGGGAGGGAGGGGAUUGAGAAGUCUUUGGCUAGCUACUUGAAGAAGUAG